UCCUCCCCAACGACCCCCUGCUCCGCCGUCACUCACCCUCCUGUCGCAUAAGACUCGGAGCGCGCACCCGCCGCAGCAGUGUCGCCACUGCUGGGGUGCCUGCGGAGAGGAAGGGGCGCGCGGGGGAGGCUUAUGCAGAUGUCAGGUGGCUACGGGAGGCGGGGCCAGAGGGUGGAAACCAGUGGUGCAGGGGACCCGGAGGCUCCGCCUCCAACAUGGCCGCCUCCAGGGGGCUGGUUGGAAGUCGUCCCUCCACCGUCAUGUGACGCAGCCCCUCGCCCCACCCGUCUGCAGCCACUCCCUGUCUCCGUCCCCAAGCUCGAGAAGGCCACGUGACCCUUCCAGGGCCAGUCACACCAUUCUUGGAGAAACACAGGAGGAGGAGGAUGAGAUCCUUCCAAGGAAAGACUAUGAGAGCUUGGAUUAUGAUCGCUGUAUCAAUGACCCUUACCUGGAAGUUUUGGAGAGCAUGGAUAAUAAGAAAGGUCGAAGGUAUGAGGCGGUGAAGUGGAUGGUGGUGUUUGCCAUUGGAGUCUGCACUGGGCUGGUGGGUCUCUUUGUGGAUUUUUUUGUGCGACUCUUCACCCAGCUCAAGUUUGGAGUGGUACAAACAUCGGUGGAAGAAUGCAGCAAGAAGGGCUGCCUCGCCCUGUCCCUCCUUGAACUCUUGGGUUUUAACCUGACGUUUGUCUUUUUGGGGAGCCUUCUUGUCCUAAUUGAGCCAGUGGCAGCAGGUUCGGGGAUACCUGAGAUCAAAUGCUACCUGAAUGGCGUGAAGGUGCCGGGAAUUGUCCGUCUCCGGACCUUGAUCUGCAAAGUCUUUGGAGUGUUCUUCAGUGUAGCUGGAGGGCUCUUUGUGGGGAAGGAAGGUCCCAUGAUCCACAGUGGAGCAGUGGUGGGAGCUGGCCUACCUCAGUUCCAGAGCAUCUCCUUCCAGAAGAUCCAGUUUAACUUCCCCUAUUUCCGAAGUGACAGAGACAAGCGAGACUUCGUAUCAGCUGGAGCGGCUGCCGGAGUUGCUGCAGCUUUUGGAGCCCCAAUUGGGGGCACCUUGUUCAGUCUGGAGGAAGGCUCAUCCUUUUGGAACCAAGGGCUCACAUGGAAAGUGCUCUUUUGUUCCAUGUCUGCCACCUUCACCCUCAACUUCUUUCGCUCUGGAAUUCAGUUUGGAAGUUGGGGUUCCUUCCAGCUCCCUGGAUUGCUGAACUUUGGCGAGUUUAAGUGCUCUGACUCUGAUAAAAAAUGUCAUCUCUGGACAGCUAUGGAUUUGGGUUUCUUCGUCGUCAUGGGGGUCAUUGGGGGCCUCCUGGGAGCCACAUUCAACUGUCUGAACAAGAGGCUUGCAAAGUACCGUAUGCGAAACGUGCAUCCGAAACCUAAGCUUGUCAGAGUCUUAGAGAGCCUAUUGGUGUCUCUGGUAACCACUGUGGUGGUAUUUAUGGCCUCGAUGGUGCUAGGAGAAUGCCGACAGAUGUCUUCUUCGAGUCAAAUUGGUAAUGACUCAUUUCAGCCCCAGGUCAUGUCAGAAGAUGUGAAUUCAAGUAUCAAGACCUUUUUUUGUCCCAAUGAGACCUACAAUGACAUGGCCACCCUCUUCUUCAAUCCCCAGGAAUCAGCCAUCCUUCAGCUCUUCCACCAGGAUGGUACUUUCAGCCCCAUCACUUUGGCCUUAUUCUUCGUCCUCUAUUUCUUGCUUGCCUGUUGGACUUACGGCAUUUCUGUUCCAAGUGGCCUUUUUGUGCCUUCUCUGCUGUGUGGAGCUGCUUUUGGACGUUUAGUUGCCAAUGUGCUAAAAAGCUACAUUGGAUUGGGCCACAUCUAUUCAGGCACCUUUGCCCUGAUCGGUGCUGCAGCUUUCCUGGGUGGGGUUGUCCGCAUGACCAUCAGCCUCACAGUCAUCCUGAUUGAGUCCACCAACGAGAUCACUUACGGGCUCCCCAUUAUGAUCACACUGAUGGUAGCCAAAUGGACAGGGGACUUUUUCAAUAAGGGCAUUUACGAUAUCCACGUGGGCCUGCGAGGAGUGCCACUUCUGGAAUGGGAGACGGAGGUGGAAAUGGACAAACUGAGAGCCAGCGACGUCAUGGAGCCCAACCUGACCUACGUCUACCCGCACACCCGCAUCCAGUCCCUGGUCAGCAUCCUGCGCACCACGGUCCACCACGCCUUCCCGGUGGUCACGGAGAACCGGGGCAACGAGAAGGAGUUUAUGAAGGGCAACCAGCUCAUCAGUAACAACAUCAAAUUCAAGAAAUCCAGCAUCCUCACGCGGGCCGGCGAGCAGCGCAAGCGGAGCCAGUCCAUGAAGUCCUACCCAUCAAGCGAGCUGCGGAACAUGUGUGACGAGCACAUCGCCUCCGAGGAGCCGGCAGAGAAGGAGGACCUGCUGCAGCAGAUGCUUGACAGGAGAUACACUCCCUACCCCAACCUAUACCCUGACCAGUCCCCGAGUGAAGACUGGACCAUGGAGGAACGCUUCCGCCCACUGACCUUCCAUGGCCUGAUCCUUCGGUCGCAACUGGUCACCCUGCUCGUCCGAGGAGUUUGUUAUUCUGAAAAUCAGUCAAGUGCCAGCCAGCCGCGCCUUUCUUAUGCGGAGAUGGCCGAGGAUUACCCACGGUACCCUGACAUCCACGACCUGGACCUGACACUGCUGAACCCACGGAUGAUCGUGGACGUCACCCCAUACAUGAACCCCUCACCCUUUACUGUUUCACCAAAUACCCACGUCUCCCAAGUCUUCAAUCUGUUCAGAACGAUGGGCCUGCGGCACUUGCCGGUGGUGAACGCUGUGGGAGAGAUCGUCGGGAUCAUCACACGGCACAACCUGACGUAUGAGUUUCUGCAGGCCCGGCUGCGGCAGCACUACCAGAGCAUCUGACGGCCUGCUCGGCUUCACCCUGCCUGUGCCGCUGCCUGUCCCCCCCGCCUCCCCGGAGCUGCCCAGGGAGCCGGCUCGCUCCCAUUCCAGCCUGUCCAGCUGGCUGGGGCCAUUCCAGGGCACGAAAGAUUCCCAGUCCCCACUCGUUUGGAAAGCCUGGAACUGUCGAACACUUGGCUGGUCGGAGACCCCUAGGGAGGGUAUUUGAACCAUCAGAGUUGGGACUUCUGAACUUUCUCAGCACGUAUCUUCCCAUUUCUUGCUCCCCAUGUUUCUACCAUCCAGUGUUGGCACAGGCGGGCCCCAGGCCCCCCUGGAGCCAGACCAGAGGUGGAAGUCAGGCCCCAGCCACCAGGGGGCCACAAAGCCGUUGUUCCGCCCCUCUGUGCUGCUUUCCUACAGAACCCAGCUGUUGCCUUAAACCUGGGAGGGACUUUGGCCAAGGCAAACACUAGGGGGAUGCCAGUUGAAAAAUUCAGUUAAUACCAAUUUAGGAAUUGGGCCCUGAGAAAAUGAUCUAGGCUGCAGGGAGGCCUUCAUUUGUUGGGACUCUCGAUACCGUCUCUAGUUCAUUUGGAGGGAAAUGUUCUGCUUCUGGGGUGUGAGCAGGUCCUCUAGGCUUGCCCUGUGGUUUGACUCUUUGCAGCCAACACCUUCCAGAAGCACAAAGCAUUACAACCCCAGUAAUAGUCUUUGAAUGGAAAAUCUUCAAAUAGGGACAGAAGUACACCCACCCUCGUUUUUAACACUUUAGCUUUCUCCGCAUUUUGCAAAUUCCUCAAGGUCUCCUAGGAACACAUUUCUUCUCUGAUCUGGCCCUGGGCCUUUUCAUCUCCACAGAUUCCUAAACCUUCCUUACCUUUUCGUUACGUCUUCCUGGUGAAGUGACCACAGCCAGGAUCUUGGCACCACCCUCAAAGUUAACUGAAAGCAGGGCACCCCUCAGUGAAACUGCUAACUUCACUUGGAGGAGUGGCACAGUUUUUUAUAAGUUGGAAGGAAGGAGAGUCCUGAGCCAUUGACCACUAAAAGGUAAGAGAAGCAGCUUGAAAAGCCAGAGUGUUAACGUGAAAGCAGAUGGUUUAUUCGAGGAAGAGGGUAUCCACCUUUUAAACUUCUCCCACUCCUCGGCCGGUAGGCAUCCCCAACUUACUGGAAUUCAGAAAUGGAAACUACCAGAGGGCCUGCGAUGCUAUAGUAGGAGGUGUUCCCUGUCAGCAUGAAACACAGGAACCCCCUCGUUUCUUUCAGUAACUUAGUUUCUCUCCAGGCACGUUAAAAUCAGCCCCCCUUCCUGAAUAGGCACCAAAACCGAGCCUUUGGGUCUCAGGCAGGCACUUAGUUUCCUCCUGCUUCUGCUCGCUUCCCUACGCGUUUAUCAGCACCUUCAUCCCAACAGGCAACCCUGGGCGUUUAUCAGCACCUUCAUCCCAACAGGCAACCCUGGGGCGGGUGUGCUGAGGGACUCGGGACGGCAGCCUGUUGUCUCACCCACAUCGCCACACCAACUGCCUUUGCCAAGCCUGCCUCUCAGGCUGCGGGUGGGGGCAGCCUUGGCUUGGCCAGUUAAGCUCUUGAGCUCAGCACUCUUGGGAAGUAUCCCACGUAAGUGAGUUGCUGCUUCUAGAUCUUUUCCAAUUGACUGCGGCCCCCUGCAUUCAACCCCAUUAUCUCCUUGACCAAAAUCCAUUUCUGAAGUUCUCAGCUUCCCUCCGUGCAUCUGGACCCCCAAUCAAUAGUUCAGGAAAUCACAAGAUCAAAAAGGUAAACAGUCCAAAUACGACCACGCCCCACUAGCUGCUGCUCUGUUUUACGGAGGUGUCCAGAGCUUGGCCAUAUCCUUCCUUUAUUAAGAAGAAACUGAAUUACCAAGUCAGAAGAGUGGUGUGACAGCUUGUCACGGACACUGAGUCGUUCCCCACCCCCCCCCGCAGGGCGGGUCCCCUGCCCCCGGCCUUGAGGCCACCCUGGGGUGAUCGUUCUGGAAUUUUUCCCUCGUGCACAUCACAUUAUAUUUGAGUCACCGGAUAUUUUGUUCCUGGAGAUAGACAGGAGAAUGCAAAUGGCACCCUCCCCUCCUGAAACAACUGGAUGACUGCCAAGGAGGAUCCAGGGCCCAGGUCCUCUGCAGAGGCGCACUGUUUCCUUACCUCCCAUCUGCGUCUGCCUUUCAGAAAAGCCCAAAGACAGCAAUUUUUCCACUUACGACAAAAUAAUUGUAAGCCUCGUCCUUUGAGUUCUGUGUUAGAAACCAGACCAACACUUCUAACAUCUUCCCAAUUCCCCAGCCCCAGAGAGCUGAACUUCCAUCACCUCCCAGUGACAAGGCACCUCAGUAAAACAGACCCCCACAGGGGCAGGGCCUGAGGCUGCCUGGAGGUGCUUUCUGCAUCUCCAGCUUGGUGUGCUGUGGUUGAGAUGACAGAAGGGGCACAAGAGUCUGGUCCUGCCCUUCACACUCUAGGGAUGAUUUGAUCCUGACGUAUAACUAACGGUUCCCAGCUGGAGCAGAAAGUUGCUCGCUAGGCCCAGGCAACCGUAUCACAUUCCUGAGGCAAAAUCGCACAGCGACCCGGCCCUGGUGGACGGAGGAGAGCGCCUCCUUGAGGGCCUGUGCGGUAUUGACGGGCAGUGUUGCCCCAGUUCCUGUGGACUUUGGCCAUUUCACAGCAGCAGCUUUCUCUUUUGUUUGCACUGUUUGUUUAUACAGUAAUGUUAGCUAAUUCCACUGUGUAUAUAAAUUGUAUUUUUUUUAAUUUGUAAAAAUCUAUUUUUAUUUGAGCUUUUGGAACUUGGAAGUUCUCAUCGUAACCGUAACAUGUCAGAAUAAAAUGUCUUCAUCUGUCUCCUUUA
Molecule: messenger RNA, 5734 nt
Organism: Loxodonta africana (African savanna elephant)
Lineage: Eukaryota; Metazoa; Chordata; Mammalia; Proboscidea; Elephantidae
Gene: CLCN6
Product: chloride voltage-gated channel 6
Exons: 23
Coding region: 470-2881 (803 amino acids)
Biological process (GO): transmembrane transport; chloride transport
Cellular component (GO): intracellular membrane-bounded organelle; lysosomal membrane
Molecular function (GO): voltage-gated chloride channel activity
Source: RefSeq, a predicted model, not a curated record